CUCCAUUGGCUCGUUGAAUGUUUUCACUCGAGUUUUUUGCUUUCGAGGCUCUCUUGUUAUAUAUUUUGUGUUGACCCUUCUAAUACAUUCCUAUUACUAAAAUCUCGACCAAACCCCUGUAUAAAGUAAUCAUUCACUACCCAACUCGAAUUAAAGUUAUGAAUAACUAGGAACUCUCGAAUUCCGAUACUCUCAACAUUACAUACCCUCAGCCUUCGACAGUAUCUACCUCCAAUACUUUCAACCUUCAACACUCUGGACUUUACAUACUAUCGACCUUCAGCACAUUCAACCAUCUACACUUAAAUUCUUCCAAAACAAAAGCCUCCGGGAUCAUGUCAGAUCACCCACAAGAGAACAGUCCCCCAGUAGACCAGUCGGGCGACGAUAUUCCACGGCAACAGACUCCAGAAACCCCCGAUUCAGUUGCUAUUCAUAGCACUGAGAUGACUACGUCUUCAGGUAUCAGUGCCACUGAAUCUGUUCCGACAUCUGGAGCCUUUAAUCAUGGAUACGUUAACGACAUUCGCAUCGGCGAUGAUGUCAUGUUUUCCGUGAUGCAAGUUCAGGGAAACCUUCUACGAUUACUGAGCGAGGCUCCCAACGCUUUGUUCCAGUCUCUGGAGAUGCAGGAACUGCAGGCGAUCAACUUCAUCGACGGGCUCGAAGUUGCUACUCUUCGGGAUGAUGAAAUUGGCACAAAAUGUCCUUGCUGUCUGGAAGAAUAUGGCGAGGGGCAUCACCCGGUACGCACUACUUGCGGUCAUGUCUUUGGCCGUAGGUGCUUGGUCGAAUGGGUCGAGAUAAGGAUGGAUAAUUCUCGGUUGUGCCCACUUUGUCGGACACCCUUUGUUCAGAGUGCUGGAGCCGAUCAUGCUGUCUGAUGAUGUGUUCCGAACUUUUAAUAGAACGUUAGAGAGUGCCCAUGUUAUUGUCUGGUGGUACUGGUAUCUACAAAGCAAUAAAGAACUUGAUUG
Periconia digitata is the source of this 977-nucleotide messenger RNA. Lineage: Eukaryota; Fungi; Ascomycota; Dothideomycetes; Pleosporales; Periconiaceae. The record is from the annotation of a GenBank genome assembly.